CUGUAAAGGUUUGCUUAUCAAGUAGCUAACAGUUCAUCGAAAAUUUAUUAGAAUUUUCUAGAAAAUACAUCCGAGACAUUUAAUCAGUUCAUGUUCAGUUGGUGUUGACAAUUUACUUGAAUAUAAAAGGUUGAUUCCAAAGUCAAUUGUUCACUUGGAUUGUAAACUUCUACUUCAUCUUAAACAACUGUGCUCAUCUAGUUCAACAAAAUGCCAGUCCAAUUAUAUCACGCUAGCCUUUCUCCACCAGCCCGAGUAGUGCGAAUCCUUGCUAAGCAGAUUGGUCUAAAUGUAGAGGAAAAAGAAGUCAAUGUAAUGGCUGGUGAACAUAUGAAGCCAGAAUUCCUCGCCAUAAACCCAUUUCAUUGUGUUCCUACUUUGGUUGAUGAUGGAUUUGCUCUUUGGGAAAGUCGAUCGAUAAUUACUUAUCUUGUGGACAAAUUUGCUCCUGAACAUUCGCUUUAUCCAACUGAUUUACAAAAACGAGCAACAAUCAAUCGGUGGCUUUAUUGGGAUUUAGGAACAUUUUUUUUAUCAUUGAAAGCUUAUUACAGGCCAGCCAUUACCGGAAAACCAGUACAACCAGAAGCAGCUGAAGUGUUCAAGAAAAAUGCUUCUGCUCUGGAUGAAUCAUUGAAAAGUACUAAAUAUGUUGCUGGUGAUGAAUUGAGUGUUGCUGAUAUUUCAAUAACAGUUACCGUGACUUUAGCUACAGCAAUUGGUAUUGAUACAAGUGAACUCAAAAAUAUUCAAAAGUGGUUGAAACAAGUGGAAACUGAUCUAAAACCAUCGACAUGGCAAACUUUAGUCAUUGAUCCAGCUAAUGGUUUAGCAGAUUUACUCAAAUCAAUGGCUUCUAAAAAUUCAUAAAUUGAUUUUAAUUGUAAAGUUUUAUUCCAAACUUUUUAGCAUUAGUUUGAUUGAAACAUUAAAAUUUUUUAUUGAA
This is a messenger RNA of Tetranychus urticae (two-spotted spider mite), 946 nucleotides long. NCBI's taxonomy places the organism in Eukaryota, Metazoa, Arthropoda, Arachnida, Trombidiformes, Tetranychidae. The record is from RefSeq and is a predicted model, not a curated record.